AUGGAUUCCGGCAGUGAAGGUCCCGAGAGUCCAGGAGAUUCUCCUCCGGACGCCGCCGCCGUAGAAAUUGUGAACGCCUGGCAGGCGGCCGACGACACUUCGCCGUCGGCUAGCCUCGCGAGCAUAGAAAUCGACGUCACGUCAACCGUCAUUCGGCCCUCGCCGCGGCAGUCGACACAGGCGACGUCUCCUGUUUCGCCGUCCAACACCAUGAAGCUGCAGAGUAGCGAGGGACACAUCUUCGAGGUGGAUCUGCAGACGGCCAUGGUGUCCGGAACGCUGCGAACCAUGAUGGAAGAUAUCGGCAAACUGAACGCGGACGACGACGAAGUGGUGCCUCUGGUGAACGUGAACACGGCGACGCUGAAGAAGGUUCUGCAGUGGUCCACCUACCACAAGAAUGACUGGUUCCUGCUGGCCGAAGAUGACCCGGCCAUUGGGGCACGACAGCCGCUGUCCUCGUGGGACUCCGAGUUCUUCAACGUGGACCAGGCCACGCUUUUCGAGAUCAUCAUGGCCGCGGACUACUUGGACAUCAAGGGUCUCAUGAACUCGGCCUGCCGGACCGUGGCCAACAUGAUCCGAGCCAAGACUACCGAGGAGAUGAGGAAGCGCCUCUGCAUGAGAAACAACUUCACGCCCUCCGAGGAGGAGAUGGUCAAACGAGAGACUAAGUGGUUCGACUAA
This is a messenger RNA of Rhipicephalus microplus (southern cattle tick), 687 nucleotides long. Its product is annotated as S-phase kinase-associated protein 1. Lineage: Eukaryota; Metazoa; Arthropoda; Arachnida; Ixodida; Ixodidae. Gene Ontology annotation, biological process: ubiquitin-dependent protein catabolic process. The record is from RefSeq and is a predicted model, not a curated record.